Molecule: messenger RNA, 564 nt
Organism: Naumovozyma castellii
Lineage: Eukaryota; Fungi; Ascomycota; Saccharomycetes; Saccharomycetales; Saccharomycetaceae
Gene: GEP4
Product: phosphatidylglycerophosphatase
Exons: 1
Coding region: 1-564 (187 amino acids)
Source: RefSeq, a predicted model, not a curated record
AUGAAUAUCAGUGCAACUUUAAACGUUUUCAAAUUAUUUUACAAUCCGAAACUUUGUCUACCACAGUUAACGAUCCCCACUUUCCAAAACCUUCCGAUACCGAUAAAUACAUCCAUAAAGGCCAUUGUAGUCGAUAAGGACAAUUGCAUCUCUUUCCCCCAUGAUGAUAAGAUAUGGCCUGCCUAUGAGAAACAUUGGGAAGAGUUGAAGAAGCGAUAUCCUGACAAUGCGAUCCUCAUCGUUAGUAACAGUGCUGGGUCGAGUGAUGACUUAGAUUACAAGCAAGCCAAACUGUUAGAGGACCGUACUGGAGUGAGUGUCCUUAGACAUUCUACAAAGAAGCCUGGCUGUAAAGAUGAAAUAUUACAGUACUUUUACAAGAACAAAAUUGUUGAAGCUCCUAAUGAAAUUGCUGUGGUAGGAGAUAGAUUAUUCACAGAUAUAAUGAUGGCAAACAUGAUGGGUUCCUAUGGUGUUUGGAUUAAAAAUGGUGUGAAACCAUCUAGGAGUAUUUUUUGUAGAUUAGAGAAAAGUCUGUAUAAUUUUUUAAAACCAGAUCAAUAA